AUGAAGUUCACCACCUUCACCACCCUCUCCACCACCGCCAAAGCCGAUAUCUGGAUCUACGAAGGCACCGACCUCGGCAGCGGCGGUGAGGUCCUCUGGCUGUUCUUCCCCGGCUUCCCCCUCCCCCCCACAGCUGCGAAGACGUCAAGAAUACCCGGCUCAUUCUCCAAAAAUGGGACGAUCUCGAGCGGUUGGAUUUUGAUGUUGAUUUUGGUCAUUUCACUAUUUAUAAGAAUCGGGACUGGAACUUGGUUGGGUUUGAAAGAUGAGGUUUGGGGCCACUGUCGCCCGACGGAGGAGGAUGAGUAUGAUUGCCCGGCGCAGUAUCUUUCUGCCGGGCAGUUGAAGUUUAGUUGUGAGACGGAUGUUUUCCCUUGA
Messenger RNA from Podospora pseudocomata, 378 nucleotides. RefSeq lists its product as uncharacterized. The transcript has 3 exons. Bases 1 to 378 code for a protein of 125 amino acids. NCBI's taxonomy places the organism in Eukaryota, Fungi, Ascomycota, Sordariomycetes, Sordariales, Podosporaceae. The record is from RefSeq and is a predicted model, not a curated record.